This is a messenger RNA of Pecten maximus, 612 nucleotides long. RefSeq lists its product as uncharacterized. The transcript has a single exon. The record is from RefSeq and is a predicted model, not a curated record. NCBI's taxonomy places the organism in Eukaryota, Metazoa, Mollusca, Bivalvia, Pectinida, Pectinidae. Bases 1 to 612 code for a protein of 203 amino acids.
AUGAAGUUGAGACUUAAUCUUCAGCACCAAGAUUUGGCCUACCGCUUUAAUGUGUCCGUCACCACAAUAUCGGAAGUAAUGAACCAAGGCCUGCCAAAACUUGCAGAAAAACUUGCUUUCCUAAUUCAAUGGCCAGACAAAGAGAGUUUGGUAAGGAGCAUGCCAAGUGUAUUUAAGAAAAUCUAUCCGAAAUGUGUCAGUAUCAUUGAUUGCUUUGAAGUGUUCAUCCAGAGGCCUGGACAGUUAACAGCUCGAUGCCAAACAUGGUCAAACUAUAAACAUAAUAACACCGUGAAAUUUCUAGUCUCAAUAGCGCCUACUGGUGCUAUCACAUAUGUGUCUAAAGCCUAUGGUGGAAGGACAUCUGACAAAGUUAUCACCCAGAGAAGUGGAUAUUUAGACAAACUUGUGCAUGGGGAUCAAGUAUUGACAGACAGAGGAUUUUUAAUCUCGGAAGAUGUAACAAGUCGCAAUGCCUCACUGGUUAUUCCUGCUUUCACCAAAGGGAAAUCACAGUUAAGUGCUAAGGAGGUUGAACAAACACGCAAAAUUGCUCAUGUGCGCAUUCAUGUUGAACGGGCAAUAGGGAGACUAAAAAAUACAAUAUUCUGA